This is a messenger RNA of Oryctolagus cuniculus (rabbit), 6820 nucleotides long. NCBI's taxonomy places the organism in Eukaryota, Metazoa, Chordata, Mammalia, Lagomorpha, Leporidae. The record is from RefSeq and is a predicted model, not a curated record.
GAACAUAGGCCGGGCAGCUUGCCGUGAGGAAACUGAGGCUCUGUUACCCUAGGCAUAGGGAGUGGAUGCUGGAGUGGCAAAACCCGCAGAUGCACAUGCACAAAAUCGCGCGUCCUCCUGCGGCUGGGCUGUGGGACGGCCCCACGCGGACACUCCCAGCUCCCUCCUGACCUAAGCGAACACAGCGCGUCGUGCCUGGGCUCCACAAGGAGUGAUUCAUUUCCAGUGGCCCUACCCCGGGCGGCGGCGCCCCCUGGCACCUUCGAAAUGUCCUCAGUGACUCCGUGGAGAGCUCGGAUGAUGAAUUCUUUGAUGCCAGAGAGGACAUGGCUGAAGGCAAGAACGCCAUCCUCCUUGGGAUGAGUCAGUGGAACUCGAACGACCUGGUGGAGCAGAUUGAGACCAUGGGGAAGUUGGACGAGCAUCAAGGAGACGGGCCGGCGCCGUGUACAUCCAGUGUCCUGCAGGAGAAGCAGCGAGAGCUGUACCGGGUUUCCUUGAGAAGGCAGAAGUUCCCGGCCCAGGGCAGCAUCGAGAUCCAUGAGGACAGCGAGGAAGGCUGCCCGCAGCGCUCCUGCAGGACCCACGUGCUCCUGCUGGUGUUGCACGGCGGCAACAUCCUGGACACGGGCGCCGGGGACCCCGCGUGCAAGGCCGCCGACAUCCGCACCUUCGGCUCCGUGCUGGAGAAGGUCACGCGCGCCCACUUCCCCGCGGCCCUGGGCCACAUCCUCAUCAAGCUCGUGCCCUGCCCGGCCAUCUGCUCCGAGGCCUUCUCGCUCGUCUCCAACCUGAACCCCUACAGCCACGACGAGGGCUGCCUCAGCCACAGCCAGGACCAUGUCCCUCUGGCCGCCCUGCCCCUGUUGGCCAUCUCCUCCCCGCAGUACCAGGAUGCUGUCGCCACUGUCAUCGAGCGAGCCAACCAGGUGUACACGGAGUUCCUCAGGUCCGCUGACGGCGUUGGCUUCAGUGGGCAGGUGUGUCUCAUCGGGGACUGUGUGGGCGGCCUCCUGGCCUUCGACGCCAUCUGCUACAGCGCGGGGCCCUCGGGGGACAGUCCCGGCAGCAGCAGCCGCAAGGGGAGCAUCAGCAGCACGCAGGACGCCCCGGGGGCGGUGGACGAGGACUGCAGCCUGGCCGGCAGCAAGCGGCGCAGCAAGAGCAACAUUGACCUGUCCAGCGGGGCGGAGGCCGCUGAGCCCAAGAGGCCGCUGCCGCGGAAGCAGAGCGACUCCUCCACCUACGACUGCGAGGCCAUCACCCAGCACCACGCCUUCCUCUCCAGCAUCCACUCCAGUGUGCUGAAAGACGAGGCCGAGCUCCCCGCCGCCAGGGCGCCCCCGCUGCCCGAGGUCAGCCUGGGCCGCUUCGACUUCGACGUGUCCGACUUCUUCCUCUUCGGCUCGCCCCUCGGCCUGGUCCUGGCCAUGCGGAGGACGGUGCUGCCCGGGCUGGAUGGUUUCCAGGUGCGGCCCGCCUGCAGCCAGGUCUACAGCUUCUUCCACUGCGCAGACCCGUCCGCCUCGCGGCUGGAGCCGCUGUUGGAGCCCAAGUUCCACCUGGUGCCCCCCGUCAGCGUGCCCCGCUACCAGAGGUUCCCCUUGGGCGACGGACAGUCCCUCCUCCUCGCUGAUGCCCUGCACACCCACAGCCCCCUCUUCCUGGAGGGCAGCUCCCAGGACGGCCCACCGCUUCUGGAAGGGCCCGCGUCGCCCCCUCAGGUCCCGAGGUUCCAGCGCCCGGGAAGGAGGCCGAGCGAGGAUAGCUCCCAGAGUGACAGCUCCGCGUCCUCCGACAGCCUGGCACCCGUGGGCGCCUCCCGCAUCACGGCCGCAUGGUGGGGCACCAAGAGGAUCGACUACGCGCUGUACUGCCCCGACGCCCUUACCGCCUUCCCCACGGUGGCCUUGCCACACCUCUUCCAUGCCAGCUACUGGGAGUCCACCGACGUGGUGGCCUUCAUCCUGCGCCAGGUGAUGCGCUAUGAGACCGUGAGUGUCAAGGAGAGCGCUGGCCUGGACCCCGCGGCCCUGAGCCCCGCCAACCCUCGGGAGAAGUGGCUUCGCAGGCGGACCCAGGUCAAGCUACGGAACGUCACUGCCAAUCACCGGGCCAAUGACGUCAUUGCUGCGGAAGACGGCCCCCAGGUCCUGGUGGGGCGGUUCAUGUAUGGGCCUCUGGACAUGGUGGCGCUGACUGGAGAGAAGGUGGACAUCCUGGUGAUGGCAGAGCCGUCCUCGGGCCGCUGGGUACACUUGGACACGGAGAUCACCAACAGCAGUGGCCGCAUCACGUACAGCGUGCCGCGGCCCCGACGCCUGGGGGUCGGAGUGUACCCCGUGAAGAUGGUGGUCAGGGGCGACCAGAGCUGUGCCAUGAGCUACCUCACGGUGCUGCCCCGGGGCAUGGAAUGCGUGGUGUUCAGCAUCGACGGCUCCUUCGCCGCCAGCGUGUCCAUCAUGGGAAGUGACCCCAAGGUGCGGCCAGGGGCAGUAGACGUAGUCCGGCACUGGCAGGACCUGGGCUACAUGAUCCUGUACAUCACGGGGCGGCCGGACAUGCAGAAGCAGCGGGUGGUGUCGUGGCUGUCCCAGCACAACUUCCCACAGGGCAUGAUCUUCUUCUCGGACGGGCUGGUGCAUGACCCGCUGCGGCAGAAGGCGCUCUUCCUGCGCAACCUCAUGCAGGAGUGCUUCAUCAAGAUCAGUGCUGCCUAUGGCUCCACAAAGGACAUCUCCGUCUACAGCGUGCUGGGCCUGCCUGCCUCCCAGAUCUUCAUUGUGGGCCGGCCUACCAAGAAGUACCAGACCCAGUGCCAGUUCCUGAGCGAGGGCUAUGCCGCGCACCUGGCGGCACUGGAGGCCGGACACCGCUCGCGCGCCAAGAAGAGCAGCACGCGGAUGGUGCUGCGGAAGGGCAGCUUCGGCCUGCACGCGCAGCCCGAGUUCCUGCGGAAGCGCACGCACCUGCGCCGGACCAUGUCCGUGCAGCAGCCCGACCCGCCCGCCGUCAACCCCAAGCCCGAGCGGGCCCAGAGCCAGCCCGAGUCCGACAAGGACCACGAGCGGCCGCUGCCCGCGCUCAGCUGGGCGCGUGGGCCCCCCAAGUUUGAGUCGGUGCCCUGAGGGGGCGGGCUGUGUUCCGAGCCAGGGGCCCACGCGGGCUGCCUGCGGCGGUGGGAGGGGCCGCCUUCUCCCCAGCACAGGCGCUUUCCUGCUUUCCCCUCCCGUGUCUGUCCAGCAGUGUCCGACUAGAGCCGGGAGGGACCCCGCCCGGCCUGGGGGAGGGGGGGCCUCCCUGGGCUGCAUCAGAUGAGAGAUGAGAGCCCACGGGGUCUCAGAGCGGCUGCUGCUGCCUCCACCCCGGUGCCUGUGACCGCAAGCCCAAGGCAGGGUUGGAUGUGCGCGUCACCGUGGAGGCAGGCUUGCCCCGGGCUGUAGAGCAUGUGGGCCAAGCUGAUCAUCUUUCUGAGUGCUUGGGGCCCUCAGCCCUGAGGACCAGCACCUGCUGGCCAGUGUAGCUUCUCGGCCGCCCUGUGGAGGGGUGAGUGGGCCUGCUGGGCCGCCACCCACUGUGGUCUCCUGUGUUCCAGCUUGGGGGCUGGCUUGCUUAUGGCCAAGUGGCCACUUUGUGAGAGUGAGGGGACAUCCCAUGGGUUCAUCCUCAUGUGUGUGAUGUGUGUCCACAGCCCUCAGGGGCGGGGCCUGGUGCUGCCGUCUGGCCUGCAGCUGGCCCUUGUGCCCCUGUCUUGUCCUCGGUGUUGCACCAUUGUUCCUCGAGGAGGGGUCUCCCCAGGGCUCUGCCUUGUGCCCCGGCAUGGGGCAGCAGCCUCGGCUGUGGCCCAGCCAAGACGGUUGUGUGCCCUGGAGCCCGCUGCCUAGCUGCCCCAUCCUGGAAGGGUCCCUGCAGCUGAGAGGCGGAGUUUUGACCCAUAGGCCUGUGCGUGAGGAUUUGUAGGCCUGGGGGCCCCUCCAAGCACCAUGACCACCGCAUACCUUCCACACAGCCUGGGAUGGGGGCUGUUACUGGGACGGGUAGAGAAGGGGUCCCUACUCCAUGGACAGCCACCAUAGGUUUGCCUUGCACUGAUGUUCAAACUGGGCAUCCCAAGAGCUGAAAUACCACAGCCCCCUGCCCAAGGGCACUGAUUGGGCUCUGCCACCUCUGGCUCUGUUCAGACUCAUUGCCGUCUUUCGGCUCCUGGAAGGCUUAGAGCCGAGUCCCCAGGGUUCUGGGAAUUUGGGCUCAAACUGUUGUAUUCUCUCCCCUUGCCCCUGCCAUGCAGUGUUUGGCUUGUGCCCGCAACCUCCUCUUGGCUCAUCCCGAGGUGGGCAGGGCUUGUCUCUCCUGGGACCCCUCAGAGGCUGCCCAGGCUCCCCUGCUGCCCACUGCCUCUGCCCCCGCUCUGUGGCCCACCUGCCACAUGGGGGUGCCCGAGGUUGCCUCUGAUGCCGCCGUAGGGCCCAGGCAUCUGUGUGCACAGCAGGCACUUGUCAGCUCAGUGUCGCUUCUGCUCAAUGUCUACCUCUUGCAGCUCCCAUGCAGCCCCUGGCGGCUGCUGGUGGGGGCAGCUGGCACCAACUGGCAACCUGGGUGCCCUGCUGGGGCUGGAGGGUCUGGGCUCCUAGUCUCUCCCCUGGCCUCCAGCUCUCUCCACUCAAAAUGUGUCUUCUCUAGCCUGCCGGCCGCUGCCACAUUCACCUGAUCUGUCUGCCGGCUCCUCUGCACCACUUUGAGCGCUGGGUCCUGCAUCCAUGGAAGCUGGCACUGCUGCUGGCCGGGCUGCUGGGGUGUGGUGUGAGUGGGCCUCAGCUUCCUCCCUGGCCCUGCCUCCUGGAGGUUCGCCCCGCCCAUCCGCCUUUAACAUGGCAUUGUUCUUGGCUCGCCAUAGGCACCAGCUCAUCCGGCUCAGCCACUUCAACCCUAACACUUCCGGCCCCUUCCCCAAAAGACCAUGACUUAAAUUGGGGCAGACUUAGUCUGAUCCGCUGACACCCAGCAUCUCCUAUUCGCAGAAGACACUCAUGUAAUUGCUGACAAAUGACAAAAUAGUGUGAGGUCCUGUGCUACCACUUAGGCUUCCUUUUCGAAGACCCCAGGCUAGGAGAGAAGGGGGGAGAGAGAGAGAGAGAAUGUGGCGCACUCCCGGGCUGGGAAUCCCAGGGAAUUUGGAGUCAUUGUGACUCAGGGGGGGUCACAGCUGAGACACAGGACCUGCCAGCAGAGCCACUGCCCCUUCCUGUUUGGAGCCCAGGACUGGGGCUCUGACCGGUGCGGUGAGACGCGUCUGGCUUGCAUGCGUGAAUGUGUGCCUGUGUGGUUCUGCUUCGCCAGGGGAACAUGUUUGAGCGUGGCUUCCCUGGCGACUGUGUACCCCACACGCACUUUCUGUACUAAUGCUUUGUCCCCUCCCGUCUGUCUGGUUAAACUGGAAAAAGCCCGCAGAACUGCACUUGCGGCUCUCGGGAAUGGCCUCCCCACGCGUAGCUCUGUGGCCAGAGCAGACCGGCUGUUUCCUAGAGAACCCUUCCAGCCCCUGGCGCACCUGCUCACAGCAGCUGGGGGACAGCUCUUCCUGCCUGACCAAAGCUCCUCGUUUUUCACGUGGCAUGUUUGUUCUUCCCCACGCUGGGGCUGUCCUGGCCAAGGACGCCCCUGCCACCUUCUUCUGUCAUUGUCCUGUUGGGGUUCAGGGUGCAUUCCUGGCCAGGGCCUGCUCUUCCAGCAUCAUGGAUUUUUUUCCCCUAAAGAUCGCGACUCCUCUGUUAGGCUCCGCAAAAUAUUAAAAAAAAGAAAAAGGUAGAUUCCUUUCCUGCAUUUGGGUCGACAGCCCUCUGUCUUGGUGCCUGGCUACAGUGAGGGCAUUCGAAGCCCAGAGAUUUCUAGUGGAGAAGGGGAAGACAGGGGGCAUGGGGGCUCUUAGAAAUGAGGGGAGGACCAGAUCUCAUGUGCUGUUUUUUUUUUUUUUUUUUUUAAACUGCAUUUUUACCACUCUGGAGCCUGUGCCAGUGUCCUACAGACAAAACACGGCACCAGUCUUCCCGCAGCAGCGGCACCCCGCCAAGGCAGGUGGACCCGGGGCCAGAGCUGGUUCGGGUUUUGCAUCCCUACCAUCUCGCCCAGCGCAGGUGCAGCCCCGCCCAGGAGGGGCUCCCUGCCGAUGAAGGAGCAUCACAGUCCACCUGGCCUUAAACAACCAAUUUCUCACCGAAUCCCAGGGGGGUGGGGGGCCAAGUGCCCUGGAAACCUAGAAUCUUUGGCUCAGCCAAAAACAAACCUCCUCCCCUCCCCUUCCUUUCUGGGCUUGGUGGGGGGAGGGGACUUUCUUACACAUCCCAGCUAGGAUCAAGUCCAAGCAGAGAGGCCUGGUGGGCUCUGCUGUCCUUGCUGAGACAGCGGGGAGGGGGCGAGGGAAGUCGGCCAGGCCCUCCAGGACGCACUGCGGAGGGAGAGACGGGAGGAGGGCUGCUCGCGCGCGGGGACCCCCACCCUCGACCCCGCUGUCCUAAUUGUUUACUCUGUGGUGGCAGCCAGUCCGACCUUGUCCGUGGCCUGACCAUUCCCAAGUGUGUGACGUUCAGUACUCUCUGUGCCGGACGGUUCCGUGGUGAGAAAAGGUUUGUUAGAUUCCUUGCGGCUGCCUGUACACAAUCCGUUAGAACAGAAAAUGUAAAACACCAGAUUUCUAACAUGACAAAAAACAGCAUUAUGGAGUUAAAAGAUUUUUACAACGGGUCUCGAUUUUGAUGUGAGCUGGUUUUUAACAAAUCUCAAACGUUGUCGAUUAAAUAAAAACCUUAUUUGCCUUUAAAACGUA